UGGUUGAAUCCUACUUCAACAUUGCUGAUUUCUUUUGUGUAUUUCCCAAAACUGAAAUAGGCCAACGAUCGUUUCUCUUCGUGAGAAAUACUUCGUUUUUCCGUUUAGACCACCAAUCAUUUAUGGAGUGGAUUCUUGGGUUUCAAUGCAAGUUUGAAAUACCAUGAUACAAAACUAGCUUCAAACUUUGAUUCCUUUUUGGGCGACCGCUCUGUUAUCAGCGCAGAAGAUGUGAACAAUAUGGGACAAAAUGAUAAAAAAUCAACCCUUCCGCGCGUAUAACAGCGAAUUAAGUGUGCCGGCGGUCAUAAUUCUUCUUUUCGUGUGCUCGGUUGAAAUGGUGGCCGGAACCUUUCACUACUUCGCCUACGGAAGCAACCUGCUUGCCAAGAGAAUACACAUACAAAAUCCUACUGCAGUGCGGAAAGGAUACGGUUACCUGCAGGAUUAUGGACUGGACUUUUUCCAUUAUGCGGCACGCUGGCGAGGUGCUCCGGCAACGAUCGUUGAGCAGAAGGGUGAGCGCGUGUGGGGCGCAAUAUGGGAGAUUGAUAACAGCAAUCUAGCCGAUCUGGAUCGCCAGGAAGGUGUACACAACAGCGUGUAUAAGCCGCUAACGCUGCCGGUGGUGUUACCAACUGGUGGUACCCUAGAUUGUCGGGUGUAUCAGUUGGUGAAUAAUCCGUGCCCCUUGGGAGAAGCGGAAGAACGGCCGUACGAGCGGCAACCAUCGAAAACGUACAUGAAUAUCAUCAUUAACGGAGCAAAGGAAACGGGCUUGCCGGAGGAGUACGUGAGCUGGCUGAAAAGCGUCCAGCACAACGGCAACACUGGUGAUCCGCAACUAUCUUUGGAAUUAGAGAAACCCAUCGACGAUUAAAUCGAUCGAAGCGAAGCUUAUGGAAUAAUUUGAAUCCGAAUUUUGUGUUGGAAGCGUUUCAUUGUAUUACUUUGCACCGAACAAAUCGCUUGCUGAAAGCAACAUUUUACAAAUAAACUCAUCCUUUUAUUCUAAACAAA
Anopheles darlingi is the source of this 1020-nucleotide messenger RNA. RefSeq names its product gamma-glutamylcyclotransferase-like. Gene Ontology annotation, molecular function: gamma-glutamylcyclotransferase activity. Lineage: Eukaryota; Metazoa; Arthropoda; Insecta; Diptera; Culicidae. The record is from RefSeq and is a predicted model, not a curated record. The coding region runs from base 251 to 880 and encodes 209 amino acids. The transcript is spliced from 3 exons.